UGCCAGCUCUGCCAGUUGCAUGGGAGAGAGGACAGAGCUGUGAGCUUUUCAACAUUGCCACCGAGCAGCCAGCUGCCCACCCGCACGGUGCUGUGCCAGCCCGGACAGACAUCUCCUAGGCAUCCAUAGGGCAGCGUGGCUCAGAGAGCUGGGAGCAUAAUCCGUGGGGAUGCAGCUGGAGCUCAGCGCCCGGGGACGGUGCCUGGCGGCUGCCGCUUGCAAACGCUAAUCCACAGCCAGCCUGUCCUUGUCCACACCCCACCGAUGGGGUGAGCGCCUUAUCCUCGGAAGGGAUUGACCCACAACAAAGAAACUGAACCUCUGGGUAUCACAUCUGGCCAGUUUCCUUGGAGAGGCUUGGGAAGCAGGUGUUGCUUUCCCAGCCUGCCCCAGGUCCAAUGGAUGGCAUAGCAAUAACAUCACUGUCCAGGGAGCUGGAAUCCUUCCUCGCCUGCCUGCAUGCUGCUUGAACUGAUCCCAAGCCUUUGUUUUUGGACUGAAGAAACCUGAAAACCUUUCUCUCCUAAUUCAUGAGCCAGCAGGAUGUGGUCGCCGUGCUUUCAGAACGCCUGCUUGUAGCCGCCUACAAAGGCCAAGUGGAGAAUGUGGUGCAGCUUAUCAACAGGGGUGCCAAGGUAGCAGUUACCAAGCAUGGCCGGACCCCCCUGCAUCUUGCUGCCUACAAGGGUCAUCUCCACGUUGUCCAGGUUUUGUUGAAGGCCGGUUGUGAUCUGGAUAUUCAGGACGAUGGUGACCAGACAGCAUUGCACCGGGCUGCUGUGGUAGGGAACACUGAUGUAAUAGCAACUCUGAUUCAAGAAGGCUGUGCUUUGGACAGACAAGACAAGGAUGGGAACACUGCUCUUCAUGAAGCUUGUUGGCAUGGAUUCAGUCAGUCUGCCAAAGUGCUUGUUAAAGCAGGAGCCAAUGUUCUGGCCAAGAACAAGGCAGGUAACACACCUCUUCACCUGGCUUGCCAGAAUAGCCAUUCCCAGAGUACUCGUGUUUUGUUACUUGGAGGAUCUCGAGCAGACCUCAAAAAUAAUGCAGGAGAUACCUGUCUGCAUGUGGCUGCUCGUUAUAAUCACUUGCCCAUCGUUAGGGUGCUGCUCAGUGCUUUCUGUUCUGUCCAUGAAAAGAACCAGGCAGGGGAUACUGCACUCCAUGUAGCUGCUGCUCUAAAUCACAAGAAGGUGGUGAAGCUCUUGCUGGAGGCAGGGGCCGAUGCAUCUGUUGUCAACAAUGCAGGCCAGACCCCUCUAGAGGUUGCCAGACAGCACAACAACCCCGAGGUUGCGCUCCUGCUCACUAAGGCAUCACAGGUCUUGCGUUUUAACCGUGGGAGAAGCCUGAGGAAGAAGAGAGAGAGACUGAAGGAGGAAAGGAGGGCUCAGUCGGUGCCACGAGAUGAAGUGGUACAGAGCAAGGGCAGCGUCUCAGCUGCUGACGACACACCAAGCAGUGACCAGCCCCCAGAGAGGAAGAACAAUCUGAAGGAUAAACCCCGGUCAGCCUCACCAGAUCCCAAAGGGAAAAAGAGCAAAAAGAAAAAGCCAAAGGAAAAGGUUUCAGCACUCUCGGACCCCAUCUCCCCAGCUGAUCAGCAGACACUCCCUCAGCCCCAGCAGAACGUGCCUAAGCGCAGAAGUAAACACCACUGCUCCUCUCCACCCCCUCCCCACGAGGUCCGAGCCUACCAGCUCUACACACUCUACCGAGGAAAGGACGGGAAGGUGAUGCAGGCACCCAUAAAUGGAUGUCGUUGUGAGCCCCUGAUAAAUAAACUGGAGAAUCAGCUGGAGGCAAGAGUGGAAGAGAUAAAAGCUGAGCUUGGGACAGUACAAGAUAAAAUGAACAUUAAGCUGGGCCAGAUGGAAAGCAAAACUCAACAUCAACUCCGAGUUUUGGACAAGCUGAUGGCCGAGCGACUGUCGGCAGAGAGGACAGAGUGCCUUCACCGCCUGCAGCAGCACACGGAGCUGGAAAAGAGUGAGGGGGAGAAGCGGCAGAUUUCCUUGGUUGAUGAGCUGAAGACCUGGUGCUUGUUGAAGAUUCAGAAUCUGGAGCUCAAGCUUUCUGGAGAUUCCAGAUCAUCAAGACCAAAAUCAACUUUGUCCACUUGUGAGUCUCUCACUGAGACUCUGGAUACUGACAACAACCCCCACAGUGCCAAGGACUGUAAAGCCAACCAGCCUGUGCUGCAGUCAGAGGGCUCCCACCAGCAUUCCUAUAUCACACUUCCAAAUAGCCUCUUGGAAGAUGGGGGAAGGAGCAGAGUCCAGAUGCCAGAACAAAGCUUUGGGCAACACUUUUGCGUUAAACAAGAUGGAGCAUUGGGUACAACCACGUCAGGUACAGAGCAACCGGUAGUGGCUGGUGGACCAGUUUCUUCUUCUGCCCCUGCUCAAGAUGUCAGGCCAAAGGACAAAGCUGUGAGUGCCAGCACGUUUCACAGGUUCCAGCAGGACCUGCCCUCCUCCGAGCUUUCGGGCUCCAAAUUAAGACACGUUAAAGUUCAAGCUGCUUUGCAGCCAGUGACUGAACCUGCAAAGACUGAACCACAGAGUGGCUACUUCAUUGACAAAGGAACUCAGACGAAAAAGUCCAGCAAAAGUGGGCAGUGGAGGCACAAAGCUGUGCACCACGGCGGGGCACAGCAGGGCCAGGAGCAGCAGCCCUCGGCCCCGCCCGCCCCUCCGCUCAGAGACACCUCCCAGGCCCUGGAGAUAACCCAGUACUUCUUCGAGGCCGUUUCCACGCAGAUGGAGAAGUGGUACGAGCGGAAGAUAGAAGAAGCCCGGUGCCAAGCGAACCAGAGAGCGCAGCAGGACAAAGCUGCGCUCAAGGAGCACAUCAAAUGCUUAGAAGAGGAGCUGAGCAAAUUAAGGACUAAGGUGCAGAAAGAGAGCUAGCACUUGCCAGGCAGGUAAUCAAGAAACAAGACUCAUUUUGGAGCCUGCUGUAUGGGAAUUUGGAAUAUUGAUAGAUAUAUGUAGUGCCUGUUACAUCCAAACAUAACACUCUAUUUCAGGAGUAGAAAUAACUGUGGAAACUCCGUAACUGAGGAGAGUUCAUAUGCAAACUAUAUUGAUAACAAAGAGAUGCUGCAGAUCAGAUACUUUCUUUGUUUAUUUCCAAGAGUCUUUCAAUAUUGCACUCUCAGUUUCCAGAUGCUGCUUGAAACCAAACUGCAUUAGUAACCAAAACUGCUUUUUGAAAAGGGAAUUCCCUUAAUUCCACACAGGACACAGAGUAGAGGGUUCUACUGUAUGCCACAUGUAAACAUGUUGUGAUACCAGUACUGAAAUAAAUCCAGCACGUUUGAAAGCUUUAGACAGAAUUGCUUGGUGAUGAAGGGCUAUUGAUCCUAUUUUAAAUACUCCCAGGGCCUCUCUUUAGUCAGUGGAGAGAAGCAAAAGAACCCACUCCAGUUACAAGCCCAGGCAGGAGACAGAUGCAGGCUUCCAGCUGGGAGAGGGCAAGCAACCGUGGAGGGAGAUGCCAAGGCAACUCAUCCCAUCAGGUACAGAGGCUUCAGCUACCACUUUGCUUUUCUCUUGGUUUUCCAUUAUAAAAACAAGUGCUAAAUCUGAUUUGUGUAAUGGUGUCCUGCUUGCAGAGCUCCUUGUGGUUAUACUAUUGUUGGGGCUGUACUCAGUAACCUGACCAAGAACUUUUGUUUAGGGCAUGGAUGGCAAGUAUUUUACUGUAACUGUGGUCUGUUUGUUAGGUUGAAUGCUUAUAUAAAUCUUUUUUCCUUCAAGCAAGAAAUGGCUGAAUUGUCUAGUAUUGGAGAAGCUUGAAAAAGUCCUUUAUCUAAGGAAGUGAAAGCUUGGCUCCCUGUUUUCAAAUGUUUUUUUCUGUAGUCAGGACUUUUUCCCAGGCACCUUGUCCACACUGUCUACCUUUGUUCCUCUGAAUGAUUCCUCCUCUCUUUUUUUCCCUUCUGUCUCUAAAAUGGAGACCAGGCCCUGGUGAGUCUACAGGUUUUAGGACAAACAGUCCCACAAAACAGCACUCAACAUUUUAAGUUUUAUUGAUGUGUUUUGUUUUAAAAUUGGAACUUUCAUUAACCAAUGCUGUCCAUGCUGUCUGACUCCAAAUAAUCUUAAGGCAUUGUAACUAUUGCAUCUGCACCCCUUUAGGGUUUCUUCCUUACACAUCUGAGAAGGCUGCACCAGAUUCUGCUAGAAAAAUAAGUUUACUUACCAGAUCAUGAUAGAACAACUUCAAAAUCAGUUCCAACACAGGAUGAUACUGUUCUGCCAAGGAAAAAAUACUUUUUUCUGUACUAGGGGGCUCUAAAAUCAAUAAAAAAUACUUUACAGUGUUGAAAAACGCCAUUCACUAAUUAGUAAUUAAUCUUCUUAGCAGAUGUAUAAAACAAAACAAGUCAUGUAACAGUAUUUUUAAAAUGCCUAUUAAUGCACUGUCACGACAAGAGAAGUGUAUCUGCAGCUAUGGAAAUACUAGUUUUCUUGCUCUGACUUCUGUAGUCUAAGAUAGACACUUUGGUAUGUUUACAGUUUUGUUUUAAGCUACAGUAGGAAUGCAGAAGCAUGCUAUUGAAGUUUUGUAUCACCUGGAUGAAGUUAAUGUUUUGCCAAGCAAUUAAAGUAAGUGUUGCUCAGAAACGUGUGGUGUAACAUUUUCUAGCCACAGAAAACUGACACAGUCCUCUCACUUGACUCAGAAGGGGGAGCAGAAGAUUGGACUUCAACUUUUAAGCUUUUUGUUUGUGGUUAUAAAACAUGGAAGUUGAGUCUGCCAUCUGUGCCAAGGGAGGUUGCAGGGACUGAGUGCAGUCUGCUGGCUGGUGCAAAUGCCCCUUUCAGAAGAUACAGGCACAGGGCUGAGUUCUACACGCACCACACACACGCUCCUGAGCUUGCCCAAGAUCAAGGGAGAGGCUGUGGCUUUAGCUCUACUUCCCAUACAGAUCACACUGGACCACACUCAUAGGAUCAAGGAAUUUAAGUAAAUCUAAAUAAUUACCCAGUAAUUUAAAGCAAAGAGAAAGCAUUUUCUGCUAAUUUCUUUAUAUACCCCUCCCUUCUUCAAAACUGUGAAGGACUUUAUAGUAAACAGGUGUGAUCUGUCUUCUUUCUCUUCAGGUAAAUUACCCUUGUAGGCUGCACUUGGGACUCUUUAACACUUCUGGCUGGCAACUUUAUCUUGGUAAACCCACAAAGCAGUGGAGAUGAAGGGCAGCAGCACUCAAGAGGUCAGCAUCUGUCCAGGGCCCUGCCUGUCACUCCUAGUUCUGGAUUACUGCCCAUGACCUGGAAACACACAGACUGGCAGUCAAAGGGGUAAUGCAGGCUCUGGGCUCCAAAAGGAAAGCACCACGGUGAGGCAGCAGGGUAAAGCCUCCUGAUUAAGGAACAGAAAUCCAAGCACUGGCUGAAGGGGAAGGGAAGGCUACUGUGGAAACAGCCAACAGUGCUUAUGGCUGUUCAGUCAAAAUACCUUUCUAAGCAGCAGCUUCUCUUAACAUGAAAAAUAAAUCCU
This is a messenger RNA of Ficedula albicollis (Collared flycatcher), 5511 nucleotides long. It is a transcript of the gene ANKRD6, whose product is annotated as ankyrin repeat domain 6. Gene Ontology annotation, molecular function: protein binding. Bases 531 to 2912 code for a protein of 793 amino acids. NCBI's taxonomy places the organism in Eukaryota, Metazoa, Chordata, Aves, Passeriformes, Muscicapidae. The transcript is spliced from 16 exons. The record is from RefSeq and is a predicted model, not a curated record.